AUGGUUGAUGAAUAUCUCUUUGUACCCAGUCAGAUUCUUUCGCUGGCUGUUACUAAGGAUCAGGCUCGUACGGGUGUUGUUUCGAAAGGUUUGAUACUUGCUUGUACAACCAAACCUGGGUGUGGUGUACUCUGUGGCAUUCGAUACAACUUUGAUAUGGGAGAAGAAUUAUUACUAGCGCAAAGAACGUAUGGAAAUUAUUAUAGUAAAUCUAAUAUGAGUAAAGUUAUUAAUCAACUCAGCCCGGAUAGCCCCUUGGCAACCUCAAGAGUGAGAUACGGCUGGGAAAGUGAGAAUAACCUAAUUCAAGCCGUGGCUGAAAUUUUCGAGUCUAAUCGGGUCUAUUCGAGUCUAUAA
Sclerotinia sclerotiorum 1980 UF-70 is the source of this 357-nucleotide messenger RNA. RefSeq lists its product with no specific name. The coding region runs from base 1 to 357 and encodes 118 amino acids. NCBI's taxonomy places the organism in Eukaryota, Fungi, Ascomycota, Leotiomycetes, Helotiales, Sclerotiniaceae. The record is from RefSeq and is a predicted model, not a curated record. The transcript is spliced from 3 exons.